Molecule: messenger RNA, 2313 nt
Organism: Fraxinus pennsylvanica
Lineage: Eukaryota; Viridiplantae; Streptophyta; Magnoliopsida; Lamiales; Oleaceae
Source: the annotation of a GenBank genome assembly
AUGUUACAUACCCAAGGAGCUUCAAAGAACACUUGCAAUCUCCUUGCUGUCUAUUGUGGGAGAACUGCAGAAAAUAAACAGGAGAGAGAUGUUGCAGAUGAAAAGCCUAAGUUCCCUUUCCCAGUUAUUGUAUCUUCAGGGCAUUUAGAGGUUCAAACAUUGAAAAAUCCAAGUAUUGAAGAGUUUCGAAAGGUUGUUGAUUCAUGGCAGCCAAAUUGUGUGUACUUGAAAGGAGAACAGCUGCCAAAUGAUGAAGUUGGCCCCCUGGUUUGGGGAGGGGCCGACUUGUCCUCUCCAGAAGCUGUAUCUGGACUCUUUAGUACCACAUUGCCUAUAUCUGUUUAUCUGGAGUUCCCAAAUGGUGAAAAGUUUGCAGAAGCACUUCAGGCAAAGGGAAUUCCUUACGUAAUUUAUUGGAAGAACACUUUUUCUUCCUAUGCAGCUAGCCAUUUUUGUCAUGCAAUGUACUCAGUGGUACAAAGUUCAUACUGUCACACUUGGGAUGUGUUUCAGCUUGCGCAUGCCUCCUUUAGGCUUCAUUACGUUCAAAAUAAUCUGGUCCUUCAUGAUAACACCCUGGAAGUUAAUGAUAAAUUGGGCCCUAAUCUUCUUGGGGAACCUCCAAAUAUUAGUGUAACUCUACCUGAGAUGGGUCCCGAGGAUGAUGAAGAGAGUGCCUCUGGUGACCUUCCUGCCGUGAAGAUAUAUGAUGAUGAUGUGAACAUGAGGUUUCUUGUCUGUGGAGUGGCAAGUUCAUUGAAUGCUUUCUUAUUGGGGUCUCUGGAGGAUGGUCUCAAUGCACUAUUGAGUAUUGAAAUGAGGAGCAGCAAACUUCAAAACAGGGCGAGUGCCCCCCCACCACCACUUCAGGCUGGCACAUUUUCUCGUGGUGUCGUGACCAUGCGAUGUGAUUUGUCAACCAGUAGUUCUGCUCACAUCUCUCUGUUGGUGUCAGGAAGUGCUCAAACGUGUUUCGAUGAUCUGCAAUUGGAAAAUCAUAUAAAAAGUGAAAUCAUUGAAAAAAGUCAGCUGAUUCGUGCACUGCCAAAUUGUGAGGAAAACAAACCAUGCUUGUCGGAACCUCGAAGAUCAGUCGCAAUAGCUUGCGGGGCAGCAGUAUUCGAAGUUUCCAUGAAGGUUCCAACAUGGGCUUCACAGGUUUUGAGGCAACUAGCACCGGAUGUUUCAUAUCGCAGUUUAGUUGCUCUUGGUGUUGCCGGUGUCCAGGGAUUAGCUGUAGCUUCAUUUGAGAAAGAAGAUGCAGAGCGGCUUCUUUUCUUCUGUAAGCAGCAGGUGAAGGAUAGUAAUUUGAACAAUCAAAGGAUCAGCAGCUUUCCCACCUGGUUCAAACCACCACCUCCUAGUAGAAAGAGGUCACUAGAGAAAAGCAUUGGCUCUCAAAAUGGUUUAGUUUCUGGAAAUCAAGCCACUGUGAAGAAUGAAGAUAAUGGUAAUAUGGAAACUGGGUUGGUGAAUGGGAUCUCUGUGCCUCUUGUGCCAGCAAGACAAAUGAUUAAAGUUGCUGCCAUGAGGCCCAUUCCUCACAUUCAUCACCAGAAAAUGCUUCCCUUUUCGGGAAUUUCAGAGGCUGAUGGGAAUGAUGCAAGUCAGACAAGGGUUAAAUCGUCUAUUGUUCCUUCUACAAAGCAUGGAGGUGCUGGAGUGGCUCCUGUUACCCAGCGAAAAUCAACGACAGGCUCGUAUCAGGCUAAGCAAAUUAUUUCUUUGAAUCCUCUUCCUCUGAAGAAACAUGGUUGUGGGAGAAACCCAAUACAUGUGUGCUCUGAGGAGGAGUUUCUUAAGGAUGUAAUGCAAUUUUUGAUACUCCGAGGACAUACUCGUCUCAUUCCUCAAGGCGGGCUUGCCGAAUUCCCAGAUGCUAUACUCAAUGCAAAGCGUCUUGAUCUCUUUAAUUUGUAUAGGGAGGUGGUGACGAGAGGAGGUUUUCAUGUUGGCAAUGGUAUAAAUUGGAAAGGACAGGUUUUCUCGAAGAUGCGCAAUCACACUGUGACAAAUAGAAUGACUGGUGUUGGAAAUACACUUAAAAGACACUAUGAAACUUACCUUUUGGAAUAUGAAUUGGCUCAUGAUGAUGUAGAUGGAGAGUGCUGCUUAUUGUGUCGCAGUAGCGCUGCUGGAGACUGGGUUAACUGUGGCAUAUGUGGGGAGUGGGCCCAUUUUGGAUGCGACCGGAGACCUGGUUUGGGUGCCUUUAAAGAUUAUGCAAAGACAGAUGGUCUAGAAUACGUAUGCCCUCAGUGCACCAUGUCUCAUAAGAAAAAGGUGCAGAAGAAUGGGAAUGGAUAUUCUUAA